CUCUCCACUUAAACAAUGGCAUAGAACGUGAGAGAGAGAGAGAGAGAGAGAGGGAGAGAGAGGGAGAGAGAGGGAAGAAAGGAGGUUCAACUUUAAUAACUGCCACAUGAUUGUAGUGCAUUUGCCAGUGACCCUUUUUCUGGAUAGCAGAAAAAAGGAACCUCAGUUGCUUUUUCCUGACCAGCCCUGUUUCAGUCCUUUGUCCCCUUUCUUACACAAACAAAGCAAAAGACUGAGAUUAAUAUACACAAAAUCAAAAACUGAGACACACACACACAAACUCACAAACUUAAAGACGGUCCUUUCACUUCCACCUUUAAAGCAUUUCAAAUUUGAAUUGGAGUAAAUAUCAGACAAGCAAAUAGCUUUCCCGAGAGAAAAAUCCCACUUUUUUUCACUGUGCCCACAGAAUUCUUGAAACAAGAAAGAAGGGAAAUGAAGAAGAUUUUGUUUUUGCUGCUUAUACCCAUUUGGGUUUUCAGUUUUCCUUCGUUUUCGGCUCCUCUUGAUGUAAAGCCUGACCCUCCGGUUUCCGACCCUGUUCUUCCUACUGAAAAAGAUCCCUUCUUUAAGGAUUCUUCUGAUUUCAUAGCUCAUUCUCCAGUUGCGGAGGUGAAGGUAGUGCAUCACCAGGAUUUGAACAAGAAAAUCCUUGUUGCACUGGUUGUCUCUGCAUCUCUUCUUGGUGGAAUUUUGCUGCUGCUGCUCUGUUUUUCGAUCUACAGACUGAAAAAGUUGAAGAAAUCCAAUGCCAAAAGGGAUCAGAAUUCAGAUGCUGCAAAGGGCAUGUCAUUUGGUCCAAUUUUGGAUAAGUUCAAUUCUUUGAAAAUUGGUGGUAAGAAGGGUUCAAUUGCUGCAAUUGAGUACCCAUUGUUAGUCACUGCUACAAACAAUUUCGAUGAAGCCAAUAUUCUAGGCGAAGGUGGAUUAGGGCGUGUUUAUAAAGCUCACUUCAAUGACCAUAGCCACGCAGCCGUUAAAAAAAUAUAUGCUGGUGGGCAGGAAGCUGAAAGAGAAUUUGAGAAUGAGGUGGAGGCAUUGAGUAAAAUUCAGCAUCAAAAUAUAGUUUCUCUCUUAGGAUAUUGUAUACACGGUGAAGCGCGGUUCUUGGUGUAUGAAAUGAUGGAGAAUGGAUCUCUGGAAUUCCACUUGCAUGGACCUUCUCCUAGGUCAACAUUGACUUGGCAUCUUAGGAUGAAAAUUGCUCUGGAUGUUGCAAGAGGAUUAGAGUACCUGCACGAGCGCUGCAACCCUCCUGUGAUCCACAGAGAUCUCAAAUCCUCGAACAUUCUUCUAGAUUCCAACUUCAAUGCCAAGCUUUCUGAUUUUGGCCUUGCAAUUACUGGAGGAAACUCAAACAAGACUAACGUCAAGCUUUCAGGAACGUUGGGUUAUGUAGCUCCCGAAUACUUGCUGGAUGGUAAGCUUACCGACAAGAGCGACGUAUAUGCAUUUGGUGUGGUUCUUUUGGAGCUUUUGACGGGACGAAGGCCUGUGGAACGAGUAGCCGAAGCACAGUGCCAGUCUAUUACUACCUGGGCAAUGCCUCAGCUUACUGACAGAUCAAAGCUUCCAAGUAUUGUUGAUCCAGCCAUCAGAAACACUAUGGAUUUGAAGCAUUUGUAUCAAGUGGCUGCUAUAGCUGUGCUAUGUGUACAACCGGAGCCGAGUUACAGACCGCUGAUAACAGAUGUCUUGCACUCGUUCAUCCCCCUUGUGCCUGUCGAUCUCGGGGGCUCACUAAGAGUAACGGAUUCUACUCUCUCGACCUGUGCAUAGCUUGCAUCUUUUUAACUUCUCUCGAAGCGGGACAUUCUUAAUCAUCAAAACUAAAAGAAAAAGCUUUUUUUCCUGUGACCCUUUUGCUAGGAAACCAGAUUAAGGAUUUGUAUUGGGAAAAAGUUUUGGUUGUGUUCUUACACAGCUUUGUAAAUUUGAGAAAGAAAAAGGUUUUUGUUGUUCUGUCAUGACUCAUGUUCUGUACUUGCACCUCUGCAAGGUGAGCUGUGUUACCUGUGUAUGUUGUCCUAAAAUCUGUAGCUACAACCCCUUGUGUUUGUAUAUAGAUUUAUAUGAGAAUGCAUUUUUUGGAGCCACUGAGUACCAAUCUGCAAUAAUGUUUGUAUGGUCAAA
Molecule: messenger RNA, 2133 nt
Organism: Sesamum indicum (sesame)
Lineage: Eukaryota; Viridiplantae; Streptophyta; Magnoliopsida; Lamiales; Pedaliaceae
Product: Protein kinase superfamily protein
Biological process (GO): protein phosphorylation
Molecular function (GO): ATP binding; protein kinase activity
Source: RefSeq, a predicted model, not a curated record